AGUACAGUAGAGGAAGAAGUGAGAAAAAGGUAUUUAAGACACUGCAAAAUGCAGGGGACUUCCAUUUUAGUGAUAUACUUUCACAAAAUAGUUGCAAUCAAUAUAAGGAAACAUGACUUUCAAGUUUGUAUUUCUCCUGGCCUUUGCAAUUGCCACUAUUUCAAUAGUCGGUGCAGAUAAAAUUUCUUGUGAAACUUGCAAUGGGCUGUCUUGUCUCAUAACACGUGGGAGGGCCUUGAAAGAGUGUCCCAGUGAGAGUGAUUCCUGUAUCAGUGUUUUUUGCAAUUCUAUGAUCCUGGCCAGAGGUUGUUCCUCCCUAACUGACACUCCUCAAUGUGGCCCAACAGCCGAAUUAACUGCCAUAAAGUGCUCAGAAGAAAGAUGUGAACUUCCUUCAAGUUCAAAAAAAGCCGAUCCAGGUGUAUCAAUUCGAGCUAGUUCUUGUGUCCAGUGCAAUCAGGGGCAGAAUAGAGAUUGCUCGGUGAAUGCAUUAACCCUGGCAUCAACAAUUUGUGCAGCUGGAGAAACCGAAUGUUACACAAAAAUGGACAAUGGACGAAUUACACGUGGUUGUCUGAAUCAAUUAAGUGAGGGUGAACAAUUGUAUUGCAAAAAUGAGGAAUUUGGUGAAAAUUGUGUCACAUGCAGCCAAAGUGGAUGCAACAGAGACAUUUUCCCAGCCAACAGACUUAAAUGCCAUCAGUGUGACUCUCAAACUGACCCAAGUUGCAACACAGCCAAGUCCACACGGACAGCAACAUAUUGUGAAGAUCAUUCCGCUGAGAAUCAAUGCCUCACGAUUAUAAGCGCUGAUAAAAGAGUUCGUAGGAUGUGCACUACUACUCCUGCGGCUAAUUGCAAUGGGGCUAUUUCUUGUUCUCGUUGCUAUACCAAUGGAUGCAAUAAUGAAGCUGUCUCAAUUGCACAAUUGCAACAAAUGGAACAAUGUCCUCUACCUCAACCCUCAACGCCCCAACCAUCGCCAUCUACUCCUGCAGUGACCCCUACGACUACAAGACCAACCUCUCCUUCUCCCAACGGUGUAGCCAAAUUCCUACCCGGACCUUUAAUUGUAGCCCUGUCUAUUGGUAUCUGCCAACUCCUUUUCUAAUCAUAUCUGUACUUUCAAAGUAUUUUAAUAAAAAAAAGCCAGUGAUAAA
Molecule: messenger RNA, 1160 nt
Organism: Phlebotomus papatasi
Lineage: Eukaryota; Metazoa; Arthropoda; Insecta; Diptera; Psychodidae
Exons: 3
Coding region: 113-1111 (332 amino acids)
Source: RefSeq, a predicted model, not a curated record